AUGAGAGCAAAUGACGUUACUCAGUGGCAGUAUAUGUUGUGUGGGAGAGAUGAAACUUGGAUAUCUCAGGGAAGGAUUCUUGACGGUUGGAUUGAGAAACAAAUCCAUCUGACGGUGGGAAAUAACGCUCGGCCUUAUCUAUUCAAAGUUCGCGUUAUCCUAAGGAAGAAGCUGAUUGGGCAAAAGAGGCUAUUGGCGAAUCUUGUACAAUGCCACUUGUCACUUCAGCAGCACAUGUCAAUCACCGGAAGUCCACUUGGAAAACCAUGA
Microthlaspi erraticum is the source of this 270-nucleotide messenger RNA. The record is from the annotation of a GenBank genome assembly. NCBI's taxonomy places the organism in Eukaryota, Viridiplantae, Streptophyta, Magnoliopsida, Brassicales, Brassicaceae.